AUGGAAAAUGUCUUCCAGCCCCUACGCGCGCCAGUCCCCCGCUGGAGCGGGGGCGGCCACCACUCGCCGCUGGAGCUGAAUACCACAGACCCAUAUCUGUCGGCGCAAUCCGACCCAGAAGAAAGCGACUUUCAUGCCAGCGCGAUUCGACUUACGCCUGUCAAUGGCAGUCCGAAUCAUACUUCCUCGUCGUAUGAUGAGGCCCGUCGCCCGUCUAUCACGUCGCAGGGCUAUUUGGCCCCGGGAGGAAAUGAUUAUCCGGACGCUAGCUCCAGCACCUCCGCAACUAACCAGACGGGAGGGUUUUUGGACCCGACAGAGGUGAUGGUCAAUUUCUCGGCCCUCUCUAAUGAAGGGACGCCUUUGGUGUUUGGCGCAGGAGAGUCUGCGGCUGCUGUUAGUAAUGCGCAAUGGUUGUCGUCUAUUCCGGGCGAUACGACCCAGUUUCUCGAUCCAGAGCACACCAUGCCCAGUCCGUCUUCCUUACAGGAGACCGCAACGGUUCAGAGCAAUGCCAACCCCACGCUGCCAACGCAGGCAUUGUUUGUCGCACCGCAACAGUCUGGUAUUAGCUCAAAUCCAGCAUUCGGCCCGUCCAGACUCACCGUAUCAACGAACAAUGCAUACAACAAUGACUUGGCCUCACCAUCACCGAGAGGCCGGAGUCCUAUAAUUACCAUUUCCAGGACGUCACGGGGAGAUUCGCCGGAUGAGAAUGCGCCCGAAACACGCCCCAGCAGAUCGCUGCUGUCUCCCAUUGGUCCCGAUGAAAUGCCCAAUGGGUACGUUGAUGACAACGACGAUCACCGCUCAAUAUCUUCCGUGUCCGUGAUGCCCUCGCAUAACGGGACUUAUGUGCGGAUUUCCACCGCAACCCGUCGCGGCCUGGAUCCCUUUUCUCGAGGAGAUGAAUACGGGCCAAGCCCGAAUGAGAUGCACGGCAAACACCAGCAGGAACAGAAAAAUGAGGAAAUCGGUCGCUGGACGGCCACUGUCUCGGCGGCCAACAGCGAGGCCGGCGAUGAUACUCCGGACCAGUCUCGCGGACGCAAUAAAGUGACUAACCGAAUCCGAGCGCUCAGCACAGGGGCCCAGCCACUCCAACAAGCAGAUUAUUUCAAUCUCAAAGAAAGCGAUCGUACAGUGCUGGGACCUGGUCUCAUGUUGCAUGAGAGUAGUGAUGACGGGAUCGAGAGCGAGGAGGACUCGGAUGGCAGUACGGCGCCAGAUUCCCUCCCUGCUCUUGCUGAUGAUCGCGGUUUAUACGAUUACUCCACCCCGGGCGUGUACAUGUCGCAGGAAGUUGCUUCUCCAGAAAAGAGCUUCCCUCUUUAUCCAUGGCAAGAUCCGCCGCGUGACCCCAUGCGCAGGGGAGAUAUGAGGCAGCCAAAGAGUUCCGCAGCUGCAAUGGCCACGUAUGAGAGGCGCGCGAGGGAGCAAGACGCUGCUUCUAUUACAGCGACCAUCGACAACAACAGCAUCAUCAACUUCAGCGCUGGAUUCGAGCGGUCCUUGAGAAUCACGGAUGCGCCAAAGAAACAUGCUAGCUGGAGCAGUGCCCUUUUCAAACGCGGACAGCAGAGAAUCAAGAGGCAGGCGUCUGACCUGUCGCUGGCGAGUGCACAGUCCAACUUUCAACCUGGCGUCCCGGAACUGCCGCAGCCUCAGCGGAAAGAGAGUGCCGGUUCGAGCUACCGGCAUCGACUGAGCUUGUCGAGUAAGCAUUCGCCGAAAUCUCACAGCCGCUCUCCGAGCUUGACCAAUGCUCUCAUGUCCAUGACUGGGCAAAUGGCGGCCGUUGGAGGUAGUCAUUCCGUCCAAGCAGUCUCCCCUCAUGCAGAUGCCAGCCCCAAGACCUUCCCAGCCAAGUGGGGUCGUGAUCGGGCGAAGAGCGAGGUUCCACGACCGACCACGCCAGGCUUGCUAGAUCUCAUGACAACACAUGGCGGCCCGCCCGUCGCCAGUCUCUCCCGAUAUUGCAAGGCAGAGCCGGAUGUUGCAGAGCCACGUGCAAGCAUCGCGCCGUCACUUGACGUGCCUGGCGCUGAAGAUGACGAGGAUAUGGACGUUUGCGACGAGAAGGGACUGGUGAUGGAUUUCCCAGCGAUUGUCCGCUUGCCAGUGCCCACAAUGGAAGGGUUCAAGUCACAAAUCAUGCAAUUGAACCCACGUCUCGACCCAGCCCUGAUCAAUCGCUUUGCCGGCGAGCAAGUGCGGCGGUAUCGCAAGUUGAUUGAAUACCAACAGAAGCACGCAACGGCCGUAGCCAAGGGCUCAUGCAAGUCGGGCAGUUUCUGCUUCGCAUUGGGUGGGCAAGCAACCUUACUACCUCAGCGUAAGACCGCAGCGGAUAUCGAGAGUGGCCAGACCCAAUUCCGUAUCACGGACGGCCACGAUCAGUCAUAUCUCGGCAGCGAAGGGGCCGUUACCGCCGCCCAGUUCCCCCCUGGCGUCCCCCUUCCGCCCGUCGCUCGGCUACCAGCCAAGUUUGAAUGCCCCGUAUGCUUCCAAGUCAAGACCAUCCAGAAACCGUCCGAUUGGUCUAAGCAUAUCUUUGAGGACGUACAGCCAUUCACGUGUACGUUCCCCGGAUGCACAGAGCCCAAGUCCUUCAAGCGCAAGGCCGACUGGGUACGCCAUGAAAGCGAGCGACACCGACAGCUAGAAUGGUGGUGCUGUACAUACCACGAUUGCACGCACAAGUGCUAUCGUAAAAACAAUUUCAUCCAGCAUCUGGUGCGCGAGCACAAACUGCCCGACCCCAAAGCUGUCGUGGGCGAUGGCUCCGCAAGGAUAGUCGAUCAAAUGGUCGAGGACUGCAAACACACCACCCAACAUACCCCCGCCCAAGAGCCCUGCCGCUUCUGCGGAAAUAACUGUGGCACCUGGAAGAAGUUAACGGUCCACUUGGGGAAACACAUGGAGCAACUGGCCAUGCCGGUUCUGGAACUUGCCAGGCAGAGCUGCGCCUCCCAGGGUCAGGGUCAGGGUCAACCGAGGCCGAUCGACACCGCGAGCCCCUUCGAGGCCGGCAACAAUACCAUAACCAGCUCCUCCGGCCCCGUCCAGGCUCCUCAAGUGCAGGCACCAGUCCAACAAGCCCAGGGUCAAACACAAGCCCCGACCCAGACACAAACGUACUACGGCGACAUUCCAAGUUUCAACUUCACCAGCAUGACAGGCGGCGAGAUCUCCAUGGAACCGGAGUCGAUCAUGGAACCAGAAUCACUGAUUGAUCCCCUGCAGCAGCCUGGCGAUCAGUUCUCCGGCUACGCACUGGGGCCGUUCGAUCCGAACCCGAAUUCCCAUGCCCAAGCCACGACUUCGGCCACGCUCUACCCACAAGGCCAUGCCCAUGCCCAUGCUCAAGCUCAAGCUCAAGCUCAAGCCCAUUCCCUUGCUCAUGCCCAUGCCCACGCUCACGCCCAAUCCCUACAUCAAAACUCGGUCUCAUAUCCACCCCUCUACACGCCGCCGCCGCCCUCCAUGGACCAAACUGUCGCCCCGAAUGCGCCACACUCAUUCUCCAUUUCUUCUCAGCUGCCACCGCAGGCUGCGCAGCAGCAGCAGGCGGGGUAUCAAACAUACCAACCCGUCGCGCCGAGUAGCCCGUAUAUGUCCGGGCAGUACAAUUCGAGUUAUUCGUCGCAGAUGGGGUGA
Penicillium subrubescens is the source of this 3660-nucleotide messenger RNA. Its product is annotated as putative C2H2 finger domain protein. Bases 1 to 3660 code for a protein of 1219 amino acids. The record is from RefSeq and is a predicted model, not a curated record. The transcript has 2 exons. Lineage: Eukaryota; Fungi; Ascomycota; Eurotiomycetes; Eurotiales; Aspergillaceae.